UAUCACACGCUAGUUAUUAACUUCUUUUUAACUCACUCCAAUUGAGCAGGGUUUUAGGACCUAUCUUCUUCUCGCUUCUCUCCGUAUCCGUUGCAGCGGCAGCUCAGACGAUACAAGAUUAAUUUUUUCACUCCUCUCUAAUCCCGAAUUCAGAAACAAAAAAUGAGAUAAAAAAAGAUGACUUUGGUGAGUGGUGACUGGUGGUGUCAUAUUUGAUAUGGUGGUUCCUUUAUUGUGAGCUUGGCGUGGCAGUGUAAAGAUGUUUGUGUCUGGACUCACCGGUAAUCCAUGCUGUCUACGGAUACCAUUACAUGGCCCGAGGACUCCGUCUAGACGAGAUUCAGCGUUUCUGAAUGCUGAGAAACCUAUAGACAAUGUUAAAUUGCUUGGUCCCAAAAGAAGUUAUUUGGCUGGUUCUGUACAGAGAUGUAAUGUAAAGGAAACUUACUUGGUUAAAUGUGCAAUGGAUGCUUCCUAUGGUGGUGAUAUGAGCAAUGAUCGAUCAGUUGUUUUCCCAAGAAUCCAUGUAAGGGAUCCAUACAAACGACUUGGAAUAAGCAGGGAGGCUUCUGAAGAUGAAAUUCAAGCUGCUAGGAAAUUCCUUAUUAAUCAAUAUGGUGGGCACAAACCAAGUGUGGAUGCGAUUGAAUCAGCUCAUGACAAAAUAAUCAUGCAGAAGUUUUAUGAUAGGAAGAACCCAAAAAUAGACUUCAAGAAAAAAGCUAGGGAAAUGAAGCAGUCUCGUUUUAUGCAGUUUGUCAUAAGCAGGUUCCAGACUCCAUCAACAAAUGUUAUUAUUAAAUCAGCAAUUGCAUUUUUAGUACUGGGUGCUCUGACUUUUCUCUUUCCAACUGAAGAAGGUCCAACCCUUCAGGUAGCCAUUUCCUUGAUCGCUACUAUAUAUUUUUUACAUGAUCGGCUGAAAAGCAAAUUGUGGGCUUUUCUUUACGGGGUUGGAUCUUUUAUUUUCGCAUGGCUGUUGGGAACCUUCUUGAUGGUAUCUGUGAUUCCACCGUUGCCAUUGGUUAAAGGACCAAGGAGUUUUGAAGUGAUUACAUCAUUGAUAACUUAUGUGUUACUUUGGGUUUCAUCUACUUACUUGAAGUAGUGCUAGAUUCUAUAGUAAAAGCUCCCAAUACAAGGCUGCAAUUUUGUUGGAAUGGGUGUUAUUGAUAAGUGGGUCAUCAAUUGUGCAUUUUUGCUUUAAGCCAGAUCGUCUUUCUAACCAUAGCAAUGAUGCUUAUAGUGAGUGUUAGUUUUUUUCAAUGAGCCUCCCAAAAUAGGAAGAGAAGGUAUGUAUGACUGUUCUGUUGUUUUGCUAUCAAUGUAAAUGGAGGUGUAUCCAUCAUAUGGACAAGUAUUACAUUUCGUGUUC
Populus trichocarpa (black cottonwood) is the source of this 1375-nucleotide messenger RNA. Its product is annotated as protein CHAPERONE-LIKE PROTEIN OF POR1, chloroplastic. The coding region runs from base 260 to 1108 and encodes 282 amino acids. The record is from RefSeq and is a predicted model, not a curated record. Lineage: Eukaryota; Viridiplantae; Streptophyta; Magnoliopsida; Malpighiales; Salicaceae. The transcript is spliced from 5 exons. Gene Ontology annotation, cellular component: chloroplast membrane.